GGUGUGUGUGCGUGUGUGUGUGUUGAGUGUGUGUGCUGUGUGUAAGCGUGGGUGUGCUCUGAUUCAGGGAGAGUGUGUGUUUGUGUGUGUGUGCGUGUGUGGAUGUGAGUGUGAGUGAGUGCGUGUGUGAACUAGGAGGAGGAGGAGGCUCAGUUUGGCCUCUCCCUCUCUCUACCCCUCCUUCCCUGCCUCCCACCCUCUGAGUUUUGCAGCAUCCCUGUAACUAAUGACCUCGCUUCCACUGUGCAGAGAAGAGAGGCACCUGCUGCUCCUUAAUGACUUCAGCUUUUCUGUGUCGUGAGCAGUGCAGAUACACUGAGAACAACAGCGUCCUGCUGCUGCUGUGACUGUACUGGCGAAGGUGUGGGCCACCCACCCCCCCCCACGGCUCUGCAGGUGAGAGAUUAGAGGAAGCACCAAAAGGCGGCUGAGUGAGAAUAAACACCACUCCCUUCAUCCAGGGACUGUGCUGCUGAACCCGGGAAUGACUGAACGUUUUGUGCCGAACUCUUAAAUUGACUUGAAGGGAAAGGAAGCAGCGAAGAGCUGCCAAGCUGCCUCUAGUCCUUCCCCAAGCAAAUGAUGCUGUCAUCAAUGCCCGUCUGAUGGCUCGGCUCCCCGUUCCUCCCUGCCCUCAGCCACUUGCUAAUUGAAAGGCUUCAGAGAACAGCUAAUGCAGUAGAACGAUGACCGAGGAAGUGGGCUCAAGUUCCCCUGAACUCUCCACCCCUCCUUGUCCGACCCCAUCUGGCACGGCGGAGGACAGUUCGACAGCGAGCCAGGUGGACGGGAAUGGCGCGCUGGGAAUGAGCGGUCUCAUUGCUACCUGCUGCAUCUGCAUGGAGGUGGAGCGUGUGCGAACUUGCUUGAACUCGGAGAAGAUCUGCAUCGUGCCCAUCUUGGCCUGCUUGGUGAGCUUGGGGCUUUGCAUUGCCGGCCUCAAGUGGGUUUUUGUGGACAAGAUAUUUGAGUACGAACCUCUGACGCACCUUGAUCCCAAGCGCAUAGGGCAGGGUCCUAUAAUCUCUGCUGACCAAGCAACAGUGGCAGAAUGGCCCCCAUCAGCUGCCUUUACCACCACCAUUCCGAUAUCCGAUUUGAGCCAGACGCUGAGCACUCCUGAUGACUCUUUGGUUCUCACCUCAACACCCUUCACCACCCCUUCCUCACAUCCCCCAACCUCCUCUCCAUUCUUCCUGUCCUCCAUCGUUUUUGAAGCUUUCUCCCCCGAAACUGUAGUCACCAAAAGUCGUGAGGUGACAGAGUCGACAUCUGUAUCAGUUCCCCAAAUGACCGACACAAACCUUGUUAUUGCACCAGCGUUUACUACCACAUCACCAACACCCUGGUCAGGCCAUGCAAGGCCAUGCAACGAGAGCAAUCGGCAUUACUGUGUGAACGGGGGACAGUGUUUCGUUAUCAAUGGUAUUAAUAAGCUCUCCUGUCAGUGUCCAAAUGAGUUUACUGGUGAUCGCUGCCAAAACUACGUAAUGGCCAGUUUCUACAAGGCUGAGGAGCUCUACCAGAAGCGAGUACUGACGAUUACAGGGAUCUGUAUUGCUGUUUUGGUGGUUGGCAUCAUGUGUGUGGUGGCGUACUGCAAAACAAAAAAACAGAGAAAAAAGUUGCAUGAUCGUCUAAGGCAAAGUCUCCGUUCCGAGCGAAACAACAUGGUAAACCUUGUAAAUGGACCCCAUCAUGCAAACCCCCCAGCAGAAAAUGUUCAACUGGCAAAUCAAUAUAUACUGAAAAACCCUGGAUCCACUGAGCACGUCAUUGAGCGAGAGACGGAGACCUCAUUUUCAACAAGUCACUACACAUCGACAGCCCAUCACUCCACUACAGUCACCCACACCCCCAGCCAUAGCUGGAGUACGGGCCAGACGGAAAGUGUCAUCUCAGACAGUCACUCAGUGCUUGUGACAUCAUCAAUGGAAACCAGCAGGCAGACCAGCCCAGUAAAUCACAGAGGUCGCCUCAAUGGGGUGGCAGGUCGGCGGGAGAUGCUCAUCUGCGUGAGGAAUUCGAGAGAUACUCCAGACUCUCUCCGAGAUUCACCGCAUAGUGAAAGGUUUGUCUCUGCUAUGACCACCCCAGCUAGAAUGUCACCUGUCGAUUUCCGAACCCCCAUGUCUCUGAAGUCGCCCGGUUCUGAGAUGUCACCACCAGUCUCCAGCCUGACGAUAUCCAUGCCCUCGGUUCCCAUCAGCCCUUCGAUCGAAGAAGAGAGACCCCUUCUCCUGGUGACACCGCCCCGGCAGAGGGAAAAGAGGCAGGAUGCUUACAAGCAGUACCGUGGUUCAGCCAGGGACAGCGCCAGUGUCCCAGCCAGCCCUCAGAGGGUGGUCGAGGACGAUGAAUAUGAGACCACACAGGAGUAUGAGCUGGCCCUUGAGCCUCCUAAGAAAGGAGCCAGCAGCAGGAGGGGGAAAAGAACAAAGCUUAAUGGCCAAAUAUCACACAAAGUGGAAAAUGAGAGCAAUCCAACCUCAAACAGCAAUAGCUCUGACAGCGAAACUGAAGAUGAACGAAUAGGUGAAGAGACGCCAUUUCUGACCAUACAGAACCCCAUAGCAGUCAGUGGAGAAUCAGCCCCUGCAUACCGAUUGGCUGAGAACAGGACUAACUCUACCAAUAGGUACUCAGCACAGGAAGAGUUGCAAGUCAGGCUGACCAAUGUAAUGGCUAAUCAGGACCCUAUUGCCGUUUAACACCACAUCGAUGCACCAGUAAAACUUUAUUUUAUAUAAUGAAGUACUCCGGAUACUUUACUUUAAAUUAAACAUUUUAUUUUAUUUUAGCAGAAGAACCUUGCAGCUGGUAGAGAGUCUACAAGUUUUUAUAGAUUAAAAUAUAUAUAUGUAAAAAAAAGUUAGCAUUCACAAUACUAAUGUGCCAUAUGUAGCGUUUUUACAGUAUUUCAACACAGAAAGAUAUCAAUGGUGCCUUUAUGUUACUUUAUGCUGAGAACAACCAGUUUCAAGCAACUUCUGUCCAGCCUGAGGGAUUUCCUUCAGAUAUCCAAUGUAUUAUCUCUGAGCACUAAAGCUUGGGUUAUCUGUAGUGUUUAGUGUGGGAUAUAAUAAGUUGAUUGUCAACAACAGCAAGAGGGAAUAAGAAACACACAUGGGAGGGAGUGAAGAAGAUGUUUGACUCUGGGAUUUUAAUCUUGCUCAAUAGUAUUUCACAGCUGUGAUUUCUGGUGGCACCUAAAGUUUAUAAAGUUAACCUAAAACUUUCCUAUAGAGAGACCUGAACCAGAGACUUGGAGGGAAAAAAAACAUCAGAACCUUAGAGCUCUCCAACUGGGGACUUGUCUCAUGAGGAAACCUGUUAAAGCAACAAAUCACUUCACAUCUCGCUGUCUUUGAGAGCAAACUGAUGUAAAGAUUUUGCAAAAUACAGAGCAUUAUAUGUGUGUAGGGGGACACAGUUAGAUGAAAUUAGUUCCACGGAGCUGCUUGCUUUGACGGGGGACAGGCAGUUUAUUUGGUAUUUUUGCUGGUUCCAUGCCAUACUCUGCAGAGUAGCUUUUUUGAAAAGCCAACACAGUAUUCCCCUUCAACCCACCCUUCCCACCCCCCAA
Molecule: messenger RNA, 3586 nt
Organism: Hypanus sabinus (Atlantic stingray)
Lineage: Eukaryota; Metazoa; Chordata; Chondrichthyes; Myliobatiformes; Dasyatidae
Gene: nrg1
Product: neuregulin 1
Exons: 8
Coding region: 687-2711 (674 amino acids)
Biological process (GO): nervous system development; animal organ development; intracellular signal transduction
Molecular function (GO): chemorepellent activity; protein tyrosine kinase activator activity
Source: RefSeq, a predicted model, not a curated record